Messenger RNA from Ceratotherium simum simum (southern white rhinoceros), 3965 nucleotides. RefSeq names its product SEC62 preprotein translocation factor (gene SEC62). Lineage: Eukaryota; Metazoa; Chordata; Mammalia; Perissodactyla; Rhinocerotidae. Gene Ontology annotation, cellular component: endoplasmic reticulum membrane; endoplasmic reticulum. Gene Ontology annotation, biological process: post-translational protein targeting to membrane, translocation. The record is from RefSeq and is a predicted model, not a curated record.
AGUCAGGUUUCAGAACGAAGGACUCUUUCCAGCCCUCCUGCUCUCUGAUCCACUUCUCAACAUCCUUCUGGUCCCAGCGACUUCCAGUUACCGCAACAAACGGAGCCGAGCGAAGAGGGCAGACAAGGCGCCGCCAAAGCCCCCAGGACCGACCGGCCCCCAGCCGCUCGGCAGCACCCCCAGUCCCGGGCGCUAGCCGCCAGGUUACAUAACGGGCCCGCGGCGCGCUCUCGCGAGGUUUCCACCGCCCCCUCCUCGCUCCACGUCAGAGGGAAGCGGGCGGAGCGGCCAACAUGGCGGAACGCAGGCGACACAAGAAGCGGAUCCAGGAAGUUGGUGAACCAUCUAAAGAAGAGAAGGCUGUAGCCAAAUAUCUUCGAUUCAACUGUCCAACGAAGUCCACCAAUAUGAUGGGUCACCGGGUUGAUUAUUUUAUUGCUUCAAAAGCAGUGGAUUGCCUUUUGGAUUCAAAGUGGGCAAAGGCCAAGAAAGGAGAGGAAGCUUUAUUUACAACAAGGGAGUCUGUGGUUGACUACUGCAACAGGCUCUUAAAGAAGCAGUUUUUUCACCGGGCACUGAAAGUAAUGAAAAUGAAGUAUGAUAAAGACAUAAAAAAAGAAAAAGAAAAAGGAAAAGCUGAAAGUGGAAAAGAAGAAGAUAAAAAGAGCAAGAAAGAAAAUCUAAAGGAUGAAAAGACGAAAAAGGAAAAAGAAAAAAAAAAAGACGGCGAAAAGGAAGAAUCCAAAAAGGAGGAAACUCCAGGAACUCCCAAAAAGAAGGAAACUAAGAAAAAAUUCAAGCUUGAGCCACAUGAUGAUCAAGUUUUUCUGGAUGGAAAUGAGGUAUUUGUGUGGAUCUAUGACCCAGUUCACUUUAAAACAUUUGUCAUGGGAUUAAUUCUUGUCAUUGCAGUGAUAGCAGCCACCCUCUUCCCUCUCUGGCCAGCAGAAAUGAGAGUGGGGGUUUAUUACCUCAGUGUGGGCGCAGGCUGUUUUGUAGCCAGCAUUCUUCUCCUUGCUGUUGCUCGUUGCAUUCUGUUUCUCAUCAUUUGGCUCAUAACUGGAGGAAGGCACCACUUUUGGUUCUUGCCAAAUCUGACUGCUGACGUGGGCUUCAUUGACUCCUUCAGGCCUCUGUACACACAUGAAUAUAAAGGACCAAAAGCAGACUUAAAGAGAGAUGAGAAAUCUGAAACCAAAAAGCAGCAGAAGUCUGACAGUGAGGAAAAGUCAGACAGUGAGAAAAAGGAAGAUGAGGAGGGAAAAGUAGGACCAGGAAAUCAAGGCACGGAAGGCUCAGGUGGAGAACGGCAUUCAGACACAGACAGUGACAGGAGGGAAGAUGACCGAUCCCAACACAGUAGUGGCAAUGGGAAUGAUUUUGAAAUGAUCACAAAAGAGGAACUGGAACAGCAAACAGAUGGGGAUUGUGAAGAGGAAGAGGAAGAAGAAGAAGAAGACAAUGAUGGAGAAACAACUCAAUCUUCACAGGAAAAAUCAUAAUCUGACUAAUUUGGAGACUAAAUAAGUGCAAGAGGUUGGAUUUUCUAUGUUGGCUGAUCAUCAUAAUGUACACAUGACUUUUGUGGCACUCUUUAAAUUCAUGUGCUGAAAUGUGUUUGACAUCCAAGCAGUUAUAUUCAGUCCUUCAUUUCAUAGAAUACUACUAUUGGUAUAGUCUAAAGCCAUUUAUAAGUUUUAUCUAUUUGAUAAUUUUACAGUAAGUAGGUCUCAUUCAUUUUGAUAGUUAUCAAAGAUGUACUUUCCACAAUGACAUUUAGAUUAAUGGCAUUUUUGAUAGUUGUAUGGCUUUUUACUGUUAGACUAAUCAAAAUAACUAAAAGGGAUAAAAAAGAAACACCAACAUUUCAGAUUAUGCGUAGUUAUGUAGCCAUUUCGCAGUUUCUUUAAGAUGAAAUUCUUAAACUCGUUCUGGAUAGUUAAGCUUUUGUUGAUUAUAAAAUUAUACCAGGAAAUUUUAAGAUUCUGAGUUAGCAGGAUUCAAAAGCAUUUUGUGGAAACAAGCCAACUGGUAAUCAGCAACAUUUUUAGUUUAGCUACAAAUUCUGCUUUUCCAACUUAGGAAAUCCAUACUGAUUUGUACAUCUCAUUCAGAGAAACACGGUCAUCUCCAACAGAGCAAGCAAGCAGACAGCACUGGUUGAAAGGUGAUGGCUCUUCUUCCUUCUUCCCAUUUCCUUGUCGUAAAGUAAAAUGUAUUCUGUACAUAAUUUACAAAUAAAUGUUUUAUUUUAAUUGUUACUUAUUAUUUAGACAUUUUCUCAACACUUAAAUUUGUAAAAUUGAGACCAUUUAAGAGUAUGUUUUUAGAGAAAUGGAAGUUUCAGUAACCCACAGAACAUCUGUGAUCUUUCUGCAGCAGCUUCAGUUUUGUGCCAACAUUCCAUGUAUUUGAAUAUGAGUUAAAACGAUCCUCAUUAAAUAAGAGCAGACUUAAAGUAGCUGUUUGUAUGCCUUAAUGUUCAUAUUGAUUUAUCUUAAAUCUCUACAGUCAGAAAUGGGGUCCUCUUUUAUCAGACCAGGAGGCACUGCUAUGAAAGAUAAUUUACUGUUCUCAAAUAUCAAUUUAAAAUAAAGAACAUAAAAGAAAACGUAAGAGAACCAUUGGACUCAUUGCUUUGAACUAGUUUUGCAGUUUGAUUUUAUGUCUUGCAAACCUUAGUUACAAAUCAUUUGGAAAAAUCUUGUGUUUACUUAUGAGCAUAGUCAUUCCUUGGAGUUAUACUCUUAUAAACUGAUAAUGAAUAUUAAAUUAUUUUCCUUCAGUCAUAGUGAGAGCAUUCUGCUUUGUAGUUGAAAUACGUGAUGUGUGUAGGUCUUUAUUUUUCUUUAGGCUGUUUGCCAUCUAAGUGUUUGACUAAAGAUGUGAAAUUUUUCUAGUUGUGAAGAAAUACAAUUUCUGUAUACUGACACAUUUUAUUAAACAUGGCUUGGUUGCUUCUUUAUAGUUUUCUUGUAAGUGGACAGAAAUGCGGCUAUUUGAUGUUAAUGCAACUCUUAUCAAGGCUGCAAUCAGUCAUUUUAAAAGUUUUCUCCUAGCACAUGUUCAUGGAUUUAAGUGCCUGGGUGUUGUCCUCUCACAUUUUCAGAGCUCUACUGCUUUAUUUCCACAGUAAGGGCAUGCAGAAUUAUAGCUUCUGAGCUGCUUAAUCACCAGUAGCAUUAAUACCUGUUUUGGGGUAUGAUAAUGGUACCAAAAGUGUUUUUCAGAAAUAAAAAUGAGUUAGCCUUUACUACUAUCAUAAUACCCAGGCACUCAAUAUUUAUCCUAAAGCUCUUUAUAAUAUAUGUACUAUGUCUAGUCUUAAAGACAUUUGGAGCAUGGCAAGAAAGUCAGUUUUUUAUUGAUGUUUGUGGAUUCAUACAGAAUGUUAGUACAAAUUUUUAUAAAUAUUUGGUGGUCACUGGGGGAAAUGUUAUUCUUACUAUGGUUAGAAAGUGAGUUAGAAAUUUCAGCUCAGUGUCUUUUACCAUUGAAGGUUGUAUACUUUAAACAAAUAUAAAAAUCAAAAAGCUGCCACUAUUGUAUCCCUCAGAAGAAUAGAUGGUUGUCUUUUUGGCUAACAUUAAAUAUUCUUAUGCCAGAGCAUGGAGAAUUGUUUACAUUAGUCAAUGGAAUGAUGAUUUUUUUAGAAAGAAACUUCAGGUUUGCUAUGCUACUGUAAGUAGAAGCAUGAAGCUUUUGGAUAAUGUAGGAUUUAUUGUGGAAUGGGUAUAAAUUGGCCUAACUAAGCAGGAUUGAAUUAACCAACUGAGUCCAGAUAAUAAGAAUAAUGCAUAUGUGAUUGUUUUUAAAGUCAAUGUAUUAAAUAGAUUGUUUUUCCUUUUCCCUCCCACUAGUUUCUUUAAUUUUCAAACUAUAUGGCCUUCUAGACUACUUUAAUUAAAAUAAUUUGAAUUUAGUCACAUAUUGUUCAGAAAGUAAUAAAUUUCAGUAUAUCACAU